AUGCACAAAAGGCUCCUUACUGAUGAUGAAGUCGAAGAACUGAUGGUGUAUGGCUCGAGACGUGGGGUUGACGUGGUCUGCGAUUACGUAGGAAGAAGCCUAGAAUGGGAACCAGAAAUAGAGGAAGAUGGUGAACAACUGAUGGACAAGCCGCUGUAUACCAUCAAAGCAAACAUCUACAGACCUCAAUCCAUGGAGACUGUACGGUCUCCAUGGCCGGCAGGUAUUCCUCUCGGACACUGGGUCUGUACAGUCUCCAUGCCCGAGAGGCAUUCUCCCGGCCAUGAAGAGUGGUACGUGGGCGGGUGGGAUCUCUCCUGGCCAAGGAGACAGUACAGGCUCCAUGGCCGAGAGGAAUCCAUCUCAGUCAUGGAGACUUGUUCAGACCCCAUGCCCGGGAGCCAACCCCCCUCCAGAAAAAAACACCACGGAAUCGAAGUCCAACUCCAACUCCUAAAUCUACCAGGGUUUUGGAGCCGCCCGGUCCCAAAGUUGGGUCCUGGCGAUAGGCCGAGGACAUGA
Puccinia graminis f. sp. tritici CRL 75-36-700-3 is the source of this 522-nucleotide messenger RNA. RefSeq lists its product as uncharacterized. Lineage: Eukaryota; Fungi; Basidiomycota; Pucciniomycetes; Pucciniales; Pucciniaceae. The transcript has 2 exons. The coding region runs from base 1 to 522 and encodes 173 amino acids. The record is from RefSeq and is a predicted model, not a curated record.